AAAAGAUUACUCGUCGUUUAACAGUUGAACUGGCUAAAAAGGGUUUCAUCGGUCCUGGUAUCGAUGUUCCUGCACCUGAUAUGGGCACCGGUGAACGAGAAAUGGCUUGGAUUGCUGAUACUUAUGCAUCGACCAUUGGUUGGUCUAAUAUUAAUGCCUCAGCAUGUAUAACCGGAAAACCAAUCUUACAAGGAGGAAUACAUGGUCGAAUAUCUGCCACAGGACGAGGAUUGUAUCAUGGUGUGAAUAAUUUUGUGAAUGAAAAAUCAUUCAUGGAUAUGAUUGGUUUAACAACUGGUUUGGCAGGAAAAACGUUCAUACUACAGGGUUUUGGUAAUGUAGGCUUGCAUUCAAUGCGUUAUUUAACGCGACACGGUGCUCGUUGCGUCGGUGUACUCGAAUGGGAUGGAGCUAUUGUAAAUCCAGCCGGUAUUCAUCCAAAAAAUUUAGAAGAUUAUAAACUUGAUAAUGGAACAAUCAAUGGAUUUCCCGGUGCGUCAGCAUAUGAUAAACCAAAAGAAGAAUUAUUAUGCGAACCAUGUGAUAUUCUAAUACCGGCAGCUAGUGAGCAACAGAUAACAUCAAAAAAUGCUCCAAGGAUCCAAGCAAAAGCGAGUGCUAAUGGACCAACGACACCAGCUGCUGAUAAAAUUUUAUUAGAAAAAAAUUGUUUAGUUAUUCCCGAUAUGUACAUUAAUGCUGGGGGUGUCACUGUUUCAUAUUUCGAAUGGUUAAAAAAUCUUAAUCACGCAUCAUAUGGACGUCUUACAUUUAAAUAUCAAAAAGAUACAAAUUACAGUUUAUUGGAGAGUGUACAAGAUUCAUUAGAGAAAAAAUUUGGUAAAAUGGGAGGAAAAAUUCCUAUUGUUCCAAGUGAAGAAUUUUUUAGUCGUAUGGCUGGUGCUUCCGAAGUUGAUAUUGUCCAUUCUGGUCUUGAACAAACAAUGGAAAAAUCGGCUCGUGCCAUAAUGCGUACAUCACAAAAAUUUAAUCUUGGUAUUGAUUUACGCACGGCAGCAAAAAUGUUGAAAGCGUUUAAUUCUGAUUGUUAUUACUUACUGAAACCAUGUUUAGCCGCGAGUCGUUCCAAAUUUUUAACGGUAUCAUUUCAUACCACUUCGAUAAACAAUUCAAUAGGACCAAUGUCAUCCAGUACAAUGUCAUCAAUUCCAUCCAUGUCUUCCACGAAGCCAUCAUCUGAACCCUCGUCUCAUCCUUCCACUUCUACUACAAACUCAGCGCCACAUUUCGGUUUCUAUCGUCAAGUCGAAUUAUUUUAUGAUCGUGCAGCUGCAAUUCUAGAAGACAAGCUAGUCGAUGAAAUGAGGUCAAAAUUACCAGAUGAUCUUAAACGAAAACAAGUUCGUGGAAUAUUAAAAAUAAUCAAACCAUGUAAUCAUGUACUCGAAAUACGUUUUCCAAUUAAACGAGAUAAUGGAGAGCUACACGUUAUUGAAGCAUGGAGAGCACAGCAUAGUCAGCAUCGCACACCAUGCAAAGGAGGUAUUCGUUACUCGUUGGAUGUCAAUUUGGAUGAAGUAAAAGCUUUAGCUGCUCUAAUGACAUUCAAAUGUGCAUGUGUCGAUGUACCGUUUGGAGGCGCGAAAGCGGGUGUCAAAAUCAAUCCAAAAGACUGGUCAGAAGCAGAAUUAGAAAAGAUUACUCGUCGUUUAACAGUUGAACUGGCUAAAAAGGGUUUCAUCGGUCCUGGUAUCGAUGUUCCUGCACCUGAUAUGGGCACCGGUGAACGAGAAAUGGCUUGGAUUGCUGAUACUUAUGCUUCAACAGUCGGUUGGGAAGAUAUACAUGCCUACGGUUGUGUUACGGGAAAGCCGAUUGGCAGUGGUGGUAUUCACGGACGUACAUCCGCUACGGGCCGUGGUCUAUAUCACGGAGUUGAUAAUUUUGUGAACGAAGCUUCUUAUAUGGGCAUGGUUGGAUUAUUGCCAGGUCUUGCUGGGAAGACCUUUAUUGUUCAAGGUUUUGGUAAUGUGGGUUUACAUUCAAUGCGUUAUUUAACACGACACGGUGCUAGAUGUAUUGGGAUAUUAGAAUACGAUUGUGCACUAGUGAAUCCAGACGGUAUUGAUCCAAAAGCGCUGGAAGAAUAUAAAUUCGACAACGGAACAAUAAAAGGCUUCCCGGGUGCUAAACCCUAUGAAAAAGAGCCAAGAGAAGAAUUAUUAUGCGAACCAUGUGAUAUUCUCGUACCGGCAGCCAGUGAGAGACAAAUCACAUCAGAAAAUGCUGGACGCAUUCAAGCACGUAUUAUUGCUGAAGGUGCCAAUGGACCAACGACGCCAGAAGCUGACCAAAUAUUGAUGAAAAAUAAUAUUUUAGUUCUGCCAGAUUUGUAUAUCAAUGCUGGUGGUGUUACGGUUUCAUAUUUUGAAUGGUUAAAAAAUUUAAGUCAUGUUAGUUACGGACGUUUGACGUUUAAAUAUCAACGUGAUACUAAUUAUAGCUUAUUAGAAAGCGUUCAAAGUUCACUUGAAGCUAAAUUUGGACGUAUGGGUGGUAAAAUAGCAAUUGGCGCAUCAGAAAAAGAUAUCGUACACUCUGGUCUAGAACAUACAAUGGAAAAAGCAGCACGUGCCAUUAUGCAAACAGCCAUGAGGUUUGAUCUUGGACUUGAUAUUCGUACGGCAGCUUAUGUUAACGCAAUUGAAAAGAUCUACAAAGUAUACGAAUCAGCUGGUAUUACAUUUGGUAGUUAA
Messenger RNA from Didymodactylos carnosus, 2717 nucleotides. The record is from the annotation of a GenBank genome assembly. Lineage: Eukaryota; Metazoa; Rotifera; Eurotatoria; Philodinida; Philodinidae.